Molecule: messenger RNA, 1332 nt
Organism: Hemicordylus capensis (graceful crag lizard)
Lineage: Eukaryota; Metazoa; Chordata; Lepidosauria; Squamata; Cordylidae
Product: magnetosome-associated protein MamJ-like
Exons: 6
Coding region: 164-1201 (345 amino acids)
Source: RefSeq, a predicted model, not a curated record
ACAAACAUGGAUCAAUGUGAAACUGUACUUUUUUUUCUUUUUUUUAAAGAGAGCUUUGUAUAACGGUGACAGCAAAACAAAUUUGGAGCGGAGAGCUGGUCUUGUGGUAGCAAGCAUGAAUUGUCUCGAUUGCUAAGCAGGAUCUGUCCCAGUUUGCAUUUGGAUGGAUGACUGCAUGUCUCACCCAGAGGCAGAACCAAAGGAUGAAGAUGAAGAGGGGGCACAGACUGGUCAUCCCAGAAAUCUGACCCAUGUUGCUCCAUGUCCUGGGGGACCCAUGUUGCACCAUGUUCUGGGGGACCCUCUGGGGCAAGAGCCCAAUGAGGCAAACUUGGUGCCAGGACCCCUUCCAGAACUUCAUGUCCCCACUGACAUUCUGGGGAAAGAGCUCAAUGAGGAAACCUCAGUGCUAGGAUCCCUUCCAGAACCUCGCGUCCCCACAGAUAUUCUGGAGGAAGAGCUCAAUGAGGGAACGUCGGUGCCAGGAUCCCUUCCAAAACCUCAUGUCCCCACUGAUAUUCUGGAGCAAGAGCUCAAUGAGGAGACGUCGGUGCCAGGAUCCCUUCCAGAACCUCGCGUCCCCACAGAUAUUCUGGAGGAAGAGCACAAUGAGGAAACGUCGGUGCCAGGAUCCCUUCCAGAACCUCACGUCCCCACUGGUAUUAUGGAGCAAGAGCUCACUGAGGAAACGUCGGUGCCAAGAUCCCUUCCAGAACCUUGCAUCCACAGUGAUAUUCUGGAGGGAGAACUCAAUGAGGCAACUUCAGUGCCAGGAUCCCUUCCAGCUUCUCAUGGCCCUGCUUCAUGUCUCCGCUCCCCUGGGUCCAGUUCAUUAUCAUCUUCUGCCUCACUGGAAGUUGGCUCCAUCCCACCCUCUACCUCCACCUCUUCUUUCCUCCUGCAUCCCUCUUCCCCUCCUCCUUCUUCCCCACGUCCUGUAGAGCUGGAACUCAGCAAUGUAAAAGAAAUCCUGGAGAGUUUGAUGGAUUUGCAGUUCCAUCAGCUGAAUGACCGCCAAAGACACCUCCGCAUCUGCCAGGGAUGUUUGCAAAACCUCAAGGCACUGAGGGGAGACCUCCGAAGACUGCAGAGCAGACUGACAAGGGUGGAAGCCACUAUUGGGAUCCUGGUUCCUCCAAGGGAGCUGGAUGUUGAGGAGGAAAAAGAGGAAGACGAAAACCAGACAGUGCUUCAUCCAUAGGUAGCAAUAAAAUGCUGCCUAUUUAUUUUAAAAAUAUUAAACAUUUGUUUUAAUAGGAUAGGAUGUAGAGAUAAAACAGCAAUAGAGCAUGCAUAUUUACUGCUUAAAAAUAAAAAGUUGAUUUAAAAGAA